Molecule: messenger RNA, 686 nt
Organism: Zophobas morio
Lineage: Eukaryota; Metazoa; Arthropoda; Insecta; Coleoptera; Tenebrionidae
Product: peptidoglycan-recognition protein SB1-like
Exons: 4
Coding region: 62-628 (188 amino acids)
Biological process (GO): innate immune response; peptidoglycan catabolic process
Molecular function (GO): peptidoglycan binding; N-acetylmuramoyl-L-alanine amidase activity; zinc ion binding
Source: RefSeq, a predicted model, not a curated record
CGUAAUAUAAAGAGCUGCUCACAUAUUCGUGUUCAGUUUGAAUUAACAGCCACAGUUCAAGAUGUUGAUUAAAAUUCUGUGCUUGGCAGUUUUGCCUUACUUUGUGCAAUGUGCCUGCCCUACAAUUAUUUCUAGGUCGCAAUGGGGUGCCGCAGCUCCUAAACGAGUAAUUCGUUUGAGACAAAAUCCACCUCCUUUUGUUGUUGUUCAUCAUUCUGAUACUCCGGUUUGUAAUAGUGAAUCCCAGUGCAAAACUAGAAUUAAGAAUAUACAAAGCCAACACAUGAAGAACAAUGGCUGGGAUGAUAUCGGCUACAACUUUGUGAUUGGUGGUGACGGAAAUGUAUACGAGGGUCGUGGAUGGGGCAUUUUUGGUUCUCAUGUACCAAGAUAUAAUGGAAAAAGUAUCGGUAUUGUGCUGAUUGGCAACUUUAAUACUCAAAGACCCCCGCAGACGCAGUUGGAUGCUCUGAAAAACCUUAUUGCCUGUGCGAAAGAAAACAAUUACGUGAAAGCAGAUUAUCAUUUGAUUGGUCAUAGACAAGGAAAAGUAACAGAGUGUCCCGGAGAUCAGUUGUUCAAUGAAAUUUCUAAUUGGCCACAGUUUGAUCCAAGUGUAAGGCCUUGAUAUUUUUUUAUAUUGUUAUCGAUUGUUACUGUUUUCAAUAAAGGUGUAUUUAAUUGCA